GUGACGCACGAUUAUCUUCCCUCUGCCGACUCAUUGGCUGCUGGCUCUGCCUGUCAGUGAGCUCAGGUUCAGGGCUAUGCCAUCAGGGCAGAUUAUGAAGCAGAUCUCGUCUCUGCUGCUCUCCUCCACUUGUCUAAAUGGCUGAACACAGGCUCUCCAUGCUUCUCUUGCUGUGGUUCUUUGUGUGCAUGCAGCCAGCAUGGCCCUUUGAUCAAGUGCCUGCAAUCCUGGACAGGAGCUUGGAGGUCCCACCAUUUCAAAGCAUCAGAAUCAGACCAGAUGGAGUAGGCAUUGAAAGUUCAAGUGCUUCACAUGAGGAAACUUUCUCGCCUGCAGCUGAAAACCCACUCCGAAAAAUGUUGCAGCCCUAUGGAUGGCAUUUGCACACUCAGCCCAGAACUAAAAGGAAGUUACUUCAGUCUACUAGCUCGGGGCCAUACUCUCCUCUGAGUGUAGCUUAUAAUGGCAAGAUAUGCAUCCUGUUCAAGGCCAAGAGGCUGGCUAUUCGCUACAGAAACAACACUUUUCUGGACUUAACAGAAAGGGUAUUUGGACCCAAUGCCUCUGUAGACACCAAAGGCUCUGUAUGCACCAAAGAAAAAGCUACCCUUUCUCUUCGCCUGGGAGAUGUGGAGGACAUUAAAGCACUUGUCAUUAGGCUCCAAAUGUCCAACACAUUUUAUGAGUCAGUAGGCCAGAACUGGUUCACUUUGGACAGUGUUCAUAUCCACUACAACUGGACCCAUGAGGCUACUUUCAAUGCCACUGAGGUCUACGCUCCCGCUACCUACUCAUACCACUGCCAGCAUGUCAGCAGCCUACAGAAAUAUGACACCUUACUGGUGCCCAGUUCCCACACAGAUAGCUCUGCGAACUGGCACAUCACUUUUACAGACUUCCAAAUCCAAGCCUUCAACGUGCAAUCCAACAAAUUUGCCUCGGCCAGUGACUGCGCAACCUUCUUUACCCCAGCCAUCCUGAUGGGACUCAUCACAUCUCUGAUUCUGCUGCUGGUGUUGGCCUAUGCCCUGCACAUGGUAGUCCACCUCAAGCACAUUGACCGGUAUGAAGAGCACAAGACCACUGUCUACUUCCCACGUAUGCCUGAGGCUGAGCUCCCUGACAAGAACAGUGUUUAAGGGCAUUGUUGCCACCAGGGCGACACCUGUGGACCAGUUGCAACUCUGCAAAGGACCAGACAGGACCUCUUCUUAAUCUUGCCUCUUCUGAUUUGGGAUCAAUGCACUGUGCUCUCAGUCUUUGUCCUGCCCUGGAAAUAAACUUGUUUGGUUGUUGUUAAGUCUUGAGAGUCAAGAGGUGAGCUAAUAUGCUGAAUAGUGUGUUUAAUCCCAGGCUGGACGCAAAAGCUGGGCAUAUCAUGCUUCUCCAGGACCAAGACUGGGAAGCCUAUAACAAUGGAGUAAUAAACUGGAUUAAAAAUGGGUAGAUUUUAGAGCACCCAGAACAAUUAGGUCAGAAAUCUACAGUAUGAAUAUUCAACAGUGAAGAGGAAGAAAGAGAAAUGAAUGAAUAUGUGACAAAGUGUGCCUGUGACCCUAUGGUCAGCAAACAUUUGAAGUUACCGAUGUGAAUAACAACGGGAAAAAAAAAAACAUUUUGCGACUGCCACAAAGUUUGGCACAAAUUUGUCAGCCUUGACAAAUCACUGACAGUAAAAAAUGUGACUAUGAAAAAUAUAAAAGAAAGAAGAGCAAACUAUAAAUUACAAACUUUAAUGUAGUUUUUUAAGUAAACCAAACACCACAUGUACAAUAGAUUUAAUUCUGUCCUCAAACUCAAAAUAUGCAUUUAAUGAUGUAGUUGUAUAAAUCAUGGCUACUGACUUUAGUAUUUAACAGUCUUCAAUUACAAAACCUAUAUCAAACAUGCAUCAAAAUCAUGUUUUAUUUUCGAAAUCAUAAAAAAAAUUUAAAUGCAACAAAUUUUUAUAUGAGCUUAUGUAUUAGGCCUAUUUAAACUCUUUCCUGGUUACUAGGUGGAAUGUAUUAGGUCUAAUAAUAUGUACAUUAAUUUACAGCGAACGCUGUGUAACUAUAGGAAACGAAUGCUGUAUGAUAACUCAUGUAGGUGUAUACCCUCAGUAUCAUAUUCAGUAAGCCUUUAAAUAUGUACAAGUAACAUCAGUAACUCAUUAUUGCAAUAACCCACAGCAUGAAAACAGCUAAUGAUUAAACUUUUCAGGGCGGCUCUGACACUCAUGUGCAACUCAUGUUCUUUUUUUUUUUCCCAAAUGGAAA
Tachysurus vachellii is the source of this 2258-nucleotide messenger RNA. It is a transcript of the gene atp6ap1lb, whose product is annotated as ATPase H+ transporting accessory protein 1 like b. Gene Ontology annotation, cellular component: proton-transporting V-type ATPase complex. The coding region runs from base 138 to 1139 and encodes 333 amino acids. NCBI's taxonomy places the organism in Eukaryota, Metazoa, Chordata, Actinopteri, Siluriformes, Bagridae. The record is from RefSeq and is a predicted model, not a curated record. The transcript has 7 exons.